Messenger RNA from Rhodotorula graminis WP1, 970 nucleotides. RefSeq lists its product as uncharacterized. The coding region runs from base 1 to 663 and encodes 220 amino acids. Lineage: Eukaryota; Fungi; Basidiomycota; Microbotryomycetes; Sporidiobolales; Sporidiobolaceae. Gene Ontology annotation, cellular component: cytoplasm. The record is from RefSeq and is a predicted model, not a curated record. The transcript is spliced from 3 exons.
AUGAACCUCGGUCGCGGCGUCCCGCUGCACGCCAUCCCGCCCGACGCGCCGCUGUGCAUCGUCGGGUUCAAGGCCGGGCGCAAGGACCUCUUCUUCUGCGAGGACCCGUCGCUGCGCCUGUCCGAGGGCGACCUCGUCAUCGUCGAGGCCGACCGCGGUCGCGACGUCGGCAAGUACAUCAAGAGCUGCACGGUCGACGAGGUGCACAAGUUCCAGCAGCAGAUGGUCGAGCUCGCGCUCGGCCAGCUCGCCAACCCGGCGACGGGCGCCAACGCGGGCGUCGAGGGCCUCGGCGCCGCACUCGGGCAACAAGGGCCGGGCGCGCAGGCCAACCCGGCGCAGCUCGCGCGCAUGACCAAGGAGUGCCAGCCCAAGCGCAUCUACACCAAGGCGGGCCCGGCCGACACGCACGCGCUCCUCGCCAAGGCGCAGGACGAGAUCAAGGCGCUCCAGCUCGUGCGCUCCAAGGUCGCACAAAAGGGCCUCCCGAUGGAGAUUCUCGACGCCGAGUGGCAGUGGGACCGCCGCAAGCUCACGUUCUACUACACGGCCGACCAGCGUGUCGACUUCCGCGAGCUCGUGCGCGAGCUCUUCCGCAUCUGGAAGACCCGCGUCUGGCUAUGCUGCCUCGACCAGCAGCAGCCGUCGUUCGACCUGCAGUAAUGCCUCGACUCGGCGCUCGAACCCCCUCCCGACCUUUCCCCUCCCCUUCCUUCCCUGCUUCCCUUGUGCUGUACCAUAAAUCGCCGUCCCUCGCUCUCGUCUCUCAAGAUCUGUUCCGUCCCUCGCAGCCUACACUACCACCCUAAACGGCCGUCGCCCGCCGACUCGGCGAGAGACGCGCUCACCCUUCGUCGUCACUCCCUUUUUUUUGUUCUCACUACUGCGUAGACGCCCCUUCUUCCGUCCCUCGGCCUCUACACAGAGAUUUCCUCGUGUGCAGUCAAUACAGAGAUCCGCUUGCCCAAUC